GUUUUGUUUAGGUUUUUCAUUUUAUUCUCUCUCUUGCUAUUCUAAUAGUUAAAUAAUUUGGGAAAUUCGUCUUUGUUUGCUUACUGAGCCCAUCAAACGAUGCUUGAAGAGACACCUUGCUUAGGAUGUGGAUCAUCAAGUAUAGCUUAUGGGGGUUUUGACUUGGCACCCUUUCGUUUACCCCAUUGGGAAGGAAAUCACAAACCAAAAUGCCGUAGACCAAGAUCUAGCUCUUAUUUUCCUUUGGAUCCUAGAAAGCAUCCUGUGACCGUCCUAUAUGAGUACUGUUCCAUGCAAAGCAUUAUACCUACUUUUGAAUUUUAUGAGAUACCCCAGACGGUGGGAAUAGAGUAUGGUUGUAUUGCUACCGUUGAGAAUUUUAUUGGAGAGGGCAGAGCAUUUUCAAAGAAAACGGCAAAACAUCAAGCUGCAAUAAACGUGAUGAGAAAGUUGUCACGCCCGAACUAUUUAGGUGAUAAUGAUCUCGGCCCGAGAAGAUUUGUUUCCGAGACAGGAAUAGUCAGUGUACACUAUGAGAGUAUUCCCAAGAAACGCUCGUGCUUUAGAGAUAGACCGAGGAUGACUCCGCCACCUUUCUUGAAAAGGGCAAAGAAGAAGGUUAAAUGGCAGGACAGUAGUGAAGGCGAAACUGAAGAUGAGAGCACUAGAAGUUCGUUUGAAGAUCUUAGUUGUAGUGACACUGUUGAUAGUAAUGUUAAAGUUACCAUGAAUUGCGAGGAUGAGGCCGAGGGAGAAAAUGUUCCUUCUCAGAAGAUUUUGAAAGUUGAAACUGAUUCUGAGAAUAAUUCGGAUAGCGAGUAUAAAGAAGGAGAAGGACGUUUUAAAGGCAGCCCAUCAUCUGCUCCAGUUGUGAAACCAGUUAAAGAGAAUAAUAAUAACAAUAGCGGUGGAGAUCAGGAUUUAAUUGAAGAAAUUUCUGAAUAUCUCAGUGAAAGGUUGAGAAGAACAUCAAUUGAUAUGACCGAUGAAACACAACAAGUUAAUCAAGACUCUUCUAGCGAUGAAAUAAAAGUCGUCGAGUUGAAUGAUGUGACAUCCAAGAGGAAGAAGAAAAGGAAAAGGCCCAUUGGGAUGUUGACUGAUGGAAUGCAGACAUUAGGAAGAAAAAUCUGUCUCAAAGAAGUGAACCCAAUCGGCUAUUUGCAGGAGGCAUGUAUGCAUUUCUGCUGUGAUCCGCCAUCAUAUAAUUUCUACCAAGAAGGAGGUCACAUAAGAGCUGUUUGCACACUUGUCGAUAGUAACACCGAAGCAUUUGGCGACACACAGAAGGAAGCCAAGAGAGCUGCAGCUGUUUUAAUGAUCCGCCAAUUAGGAUGGUGAAUUAUUUUUGUUUGUCUGUUAUUUUACUUUUUUUAUUCAAACUUACAUAUAUAAAACCCAUAUAUAUUUU
Molecule: messenger RNA, 1411 nt
Organism: Nezara viridula (southern green stink bug)
Lineage: Eukaryota; Metazoa; Arthropoda; Insecta; Hemiptera; Pentatomidae
Source: the annotation of a GenBank genome assembly